Messenger RNA from Sphenostylis stenocarpa, 333 nucleotides. NCBI's taxonomy places the organism in Eukaryota, Viridiplantae, Streptophyta, Magnoliopsida, Fabales, Fabaceae. The record is from the annotation of a GenBank genome assembly.
AUGUUUUCAGCUCUCUGCACUUCAGAUACCAUCAUCAAUUCCACUCUUUCAAGGGAUUGGUUCGGUGAAAACCAUGGUCCAGCAGAGUCUGAAAUUUCUGCAACUUUGCGUUCUAUCAAUCACUUCACCAACCUAGAGCUACUUCUUACUAGCCACACUCUAGACUCAGCCAUGCACAUAUGGACAACAAUAACUUUACCUUACUUGUUACUUCUCUUUGCCUCUUCAGUUUUUAAGACUUCCUUUCACAACUAUGCAGAUGCUGAUAUAUAUAAAAAUGUGUGCAAUGGUAAAAGAUCUCUUGCAAUUCAUGUUUCCUAUUUGCAAGAAUAA